GUUUUUUAUUUUAAACUGCCAGGAGGUGAUUGUUUAAUAAAAUAAAGAAAUUUUAUAUGUGACGAUAAAACAAAAUCGACUAGUGUACCUCGUUCUAGUGUAUCAAAUGUAUUAUUAAUCGUAUAACAAAAACAUAACCUUAGAUAAAUCGAAGCAUAUAUUUUUAAGAGAAAAUUUCAAGUCGUUAGGAUGGCAGAUGUACGCGAUAUUCUAGAUAUUGACGUUCCAACGUCUACAGAACUUACGAAAGAGUCGAUAUUGGGUAGCGAUAAAAAGAAUCGUAAACGAUAUGAUUAUAACAAAAUGCCAAAACGUCCUGAGGGUAUGCACCGCGAGGUGUUUGCACUCCUCUGUAAGGACAACAACGACGUGCCACCGUUAUUUCCAACUGACACUGCGAAAGGAUACAAACAAGUAAGAGCCAAGCUUGGUAUGAAAAAGGUGAGACCAUGGAGAUGGACACCGUUCACUAAUCCAGCACGUACUGACGGUGCUGUAUUUCAUCAUUGGAGACGCGUUGCUGAUGCUGGAAAGGAAUAUCCUUUUGCCAAAUUUAAUAAGAAAGUUCCUAUUCCUACAUACACAAAUGCAGAAUACGUUCAACAUUUAGUGAGUAAUGCUUGGACACGAGCAGAAACGGAUCAUUUAUUUGAUCUAUGCAGAAGAUUUGAUCUCAGAUUUAUUAUUAUUAGAGACAGAUGGGAUCGUGCUAAAUUUCCUACAAGAUCUGUAGAAGAUUUAAAAGAGAGAUACUAUCAGGUAUGUGCUGCUUUGAUAAAGUCAAAAUCCCACUCAGACAAAGUAUAUGUCUUUGAUGCGGAUCAUGAGAAGCGGAGAAAGGAACAGCUCAAAAAGUUAUUUGAACGUACACCUGAGCAAGUUGAAGAGGAACAGACACUAUUAGCUGAACUACGUAAAAUUGAACAAAGAAAAAAAGAGAGGGACAGAAAAACACAAGAUUUGCAAAAAUUAAUUACAGCAGCUGAUCAUCAAGCAGAUCCUAGAAAAAGUGAGAGAAAAUCUUCCAAAAAGAGUAGCAGUUCUUCUAGAAAUAGACCAAAUAAAACUGAUACUUCUCACGCAGUGGAGUCAGCUGGAAUUAAAUUCCCCGAUUUUAAAAAUAGCGGUGUUACUCUUCGUUCUCAGAGAAUCAAAUUGCCAAGUAGUCUUGGCCAAAAGAAAAUGAAAGGCAUCGAACAGAUGUUGAAUGAACUCCGUUUAGAAUUAAAUCCACCACCAACGGAACAAAUAUGUCAGCAAUUUAAUGAACUGCGUAGCGACAUAGUUUUGCAUUAUGAAUUGAGAAGUGCAUUGUCGACAUGCGAUUAUGAAUUACAGUCUUUAAGACAUCAAUACGAAGCACUAGCACCAGGGAAGACUUUAACAAUACCACCGGCGCUCUUACCAAAAACAGAACCAGAAGUCAAAACGGACAUCAUCGACGUGGUAGGAUCGCCCAGUAUGCCCAGUGUUGCUCAUUAAUUCGAAAAAAAUACUUGUAUAAAAAAGGAAUUGAUCAAAUAUGCUUGUAAAUAUCGUUUCUUUAUUCAUCUUUAUUCAUCUAAUUUUUAUUAAGGAAAGUCAUCGAGUAUGUAUCAUUACGAUUUAUUAUAUUAUGAAGUAAUUUUUAUUUUGUACUAAAAAAAUAAACAAUUUAAUGUAAC
Messenger RNA from Linepithema humile (Argentine ant), 1664 nucleotides. It is a transcript of the gene DMAP1, whose product is annotated as DNA methyltransferase 1 associated protein 1. Gene Ontology annotation, biological process: DNA repair; chromatin remodeling; negative regulation of transcription by RNA polymerase II. Gene Ontology annotation, cellular component: nucleus; Swr1 complex; NuA4 histone acetyltransferase complex. NCBI's taxonomy places the organism in Eukaryota, Metazoa, Arthropoda, Insecta, Hymenoptera, Formicidae. Gene Ontology annotation, molecular function: transcription corepressor activity. The record is from RefSeq and is a predicted model, not a curated record.